AAUUCGAUCAUUUGGUCGCUGGAAAAGGAAGGGACUUCCUUUCGCUCUUCUACAAAACUACCGUACUCGCGCCAUCCACAGUCAGUCAGUUUUUCACGUUCGUUCGGGUUAUGAACUGGAAUCCGAAACCGAUACGAACCUAGGUGUUAUUAAUUGUUACGAUGAUAAGUGCUCGUGUAUUCGUGUUAGUCGUUUGCGCUGGUGUGGUGUUCGCGAGUUCCAACGAUGACUCGAAACCCGCUGAAUCUUCUACUUCGGCGCCUUCUAAAGAAGGCGAAAAAACGCAAGGUAAACGUGGAAUUUUCGGUCUAGGAUACGGCGCCAGCAGCUAUUCGUCCAGCGGCAGCGGUUUCGGUAGCAGUAGCUUCGGUGGCAGCGGUUACGGUGGCAGUGGUCUCGGAAACUACGUAUCGUACGGAUCCGACUACGGAUACGAAUCACCUCAUCACCACGAGGGACACGUCAAAUCAGUCACCAUCACCAAAGAAGUUCCAGUGCCAUACCCGGUACAUGUGGAAAAACACGUCCCAUACCCAGUUCACGUUAAAGUCCCAGUUGAAAAACCAUACCCAGUCCCAGUGCCAAAACCGUACCCAGUUCACGUUGAAAAACCGGUGCCAUACCCAGUUAAAGUACCUGUACCUCAACCGUACCCAGUCUACAAGAACAUACCAGUCCCAGUAAAAGUUCCAGUCGACAGACCGUACCCGGUACAUAUUCCAAAACCAUACCCAGUGUACAUCGAAAAACACAUCGGAAUCCCAGUUGACAAGCCAGUCCCAUACCCAGUCAAAGUUCCAGUCGACAGACCAUACCCAGUCCAUGUUCCAGUCGAAAAACCAGUGCCUUACCCAGUUGAAAAGCCAGUACCUUAUCCAGUCAAAGUUCCAGUAGACAGACCUUAUCCAGUACAUAUACCCAAACCAAUACCUUACCCAGUUGAAAAGCCAGUGCCUUACCCAGUAGAGAAACCAGUCCCAUACCCAGUUAAAGUUCCAGUCAAAGUACCAGUCGAAAUACCAGUACCGUACGAAGUUGAAAAGCAUGUUCCUAUCUACAUCGAUCAUCAUCAUAAACAUCACGAUGACCACUACGAAGACCACUACGAUUGAUCUCUUUUUCAGAAACCUUACCUAUCGAUUUGAUUCCUUUGAAUGAAGAACUCGCCUCAAGUUACCAAGUAUUGGAGUUACCUCGGUUCGAAUGUAGGUACCGUUAUUUGUUUCAGCUUUUAUUUCAAAUCAAAAAAACGCUUACUCAAAAUAUUUUCAUUAGAUUUUUAUACGAGUAAAGUUACCUUCAAUUAUUACCUAUUAUUAAUGUACCUACUAAUUGUAGGGUUGGAAUUUUAGAUGCUUCUCUUUUUUUUUUACCAACACUUGAAUUUAAAAUUUUCUUGAUUUUUGCUUACGAUCAAAAAUCGCAGAAAACUUUUAAAGGUGCAACAAACGUUUCACCUAUAUAUUUUUUUCACGCAUAAAAACCAGUUUCUUCGUGUUCCAGUUAACGAACCGUAGUUGCGGUUAUUUGCGUACAAGGUCUUUGAUUCAUAAUACGAAGUUCAUCGCACAGCAUCUAAAAUUUUAACCUAUUACUUAAUCGGCUCUUCUUUUUUCUGAUCCUAAAAACCAGUUUCUUUCAAAUCACAAGUUCAAUAAAUACCUUUUAUUUUUUUUAUUAGGUACCGAUACCUAUUUGUACCGUAAGCCUAUAUUUUUUACGAAUUAGUAAAAUUCUACUCUUUUAUACCUACUUUAUUCGUCAUGUAUUUUAUAUUGUGAUAUUAUUGUACAUAUAUAAACAUUUUUGUAUUUGUGUA
Planococcus citri (citrus mealybug) is the source of this 1819-nucleotide messenger RNA. RefSeq names its product tetra-peptide repeat homeobox protein 1-like. The record is from RefSeq and is a predicted model, not a curated record. Lineage: Eukaryota; Metazoa; Arthropoda; Insecta; Hemiptera; Pseudococcidae. Bases 162 to 1112 code for a protein of 316 amino acids. The transcript has a single exon.